Debaryomyces tyrocola is the source of this 1362-nucleotide messenger RNA. Lineage: Eukaryota; Fungi; Ascomycota; Pichiomycetes; Serinales; Debaryomycetaceae. The record is from the annotation of a GenBank genome assembly.
AUGGGGUAUAAUAUUGCAAUGAUCAGUGACUUCUUUUACCCUCAGCCUGGGGGUGUGGAAUUUCAUGUGUAUCAUUUAUCUCAAAAACUAAUAGAUAUGGGUCAUUCAGUCAUAAUCAUUACUCAUGACUAUGGGUCAAGAAAUGGAAUACGAACUUUAACUAAUGGAUUGAAAGUAUAUUAUGUUCCUUUUUAUGUUGUUUACAGAAGUUCAGCUAUUCCAACUGUAUUUCUGAUAUUGCCAAUAAUACGAAAUAUUUUUAUCCGGGAGCAGAUUGAUAUUGUACAUGGACAUGGAUCAUUAUCAACUAUUUGUGGUGAAGCAAUUCUUCAUGCACGUACAAUGGGAUUAAAGACCGUGUUCACGGAUCAUUCUUUGUACGGAUUUGCAAACAUUACAUCAGUUGUGGGGAAUAAAUUGUUAAAAUUUACAUUAAGUGACGUGGGACAUGUUAUCUGUGUGUCACAUACAUGUAAAGAGAACACCGUAUUACGAGCAUCUUUAGAUCCUUUAAAUGUCUCAGUAAUACCUAAUGCUGUUAUUGCAAAAGACUUUUCACCGUUAGAACCAGAAAAGAAAUCGUUAAGAAAGAAUAUUACAAUUGUGGUGAUAUCUAGAUUGUUCCCAAAUAAGGGUGCUGAUCUCCUAACUGCAAUUAUUCCUACUAUUUGUGCACAGAAACCAGAAGUAAGGUUUUUGAUUGCAGGGGAUGGACCAAAGUUUCUUGAUUUGGAACAAAUGCGUGAAAAGUAUUACUUACAAGAAAGAGUUACGUUAAUCGGAGCCGUAAAGCAUGAGGAAGUUAGAGACGUAAUGGUACAAGGCGAUAUAUACUUACAUCCUUCUCUAACUGAAGCGUUUGGUACUGUGAUUGUGGAAGCUGCUUCAUGUGGGUUGUUUGUAGUUACUACGAAAGUUGGUGGAAUACCUGAAGUUUUGCCUAGCCAUAUGACAAGCUUUGCUGAUCCCGAGGAAAAUUCUUUGGUUUCAGCAACAUUAAAGGCAGUGAACUUGAUUGAAUCUGGUGAUAUUGACACAUCGACGUUUUUUGAUGAGGUAUCAAGAAUGUAUAGUUGGAAGAAUAUCGCAUGUAGAACUGAAAAUGUUUACAAUUCUUUAGAUUUAAAAAAAUUAAAUCAGCCAUUGGUACAAAGAUUACAGAAAUAUCAUUGCUGUGGUUUAAUUGCUGGUAAAUUGUUUGUCUUGUGUGUUGUCUUGGAUAUUGUAUUUUAUUUAAUGUUGGAAUACUUUUAUCCAGCCGAUCAUAUUGAUAAAGCAACAAAAUGGCCCAAAAAGACUAAGGAAGUGAGCUCGUACGAUAAAGAAAUAACUGAUACAAGGGCAGCUGAUUACUGUAAAUAA